Molecule: messenger RNA, 1088 nt
Organism: Nicrophorus vespilloides
Lineage: Eukaryota; Metazoa; Arthropoda; Insecta; Coleoptera; Silphidae
Product: transmembrane protein 126A
Exons: 4
Coding region: 37-705 (222 amino acids)
Biological process (GO): mitochondrial respiratory chain complex I assembly
Cellular component (GO): mitochondrion
Source: RefSeq, a predicted model, not a curated record
UAUGUUAUUUUCUGUGUUAAAUUUGUUAAUUGGGAAAUGGCUUUAAUUAAGGGGAAGCUGUCUGAAAUCCCUUCGGACGCGGUGUUGCUUUCGGAGAAGGAAGCUGUGGAGUAUCAGGUAAAACUGAUAAGGAACUGGAGAUACCCGAUGGAUGUGUUUGCAUUUAAGUAUGGAGCAUGUCUUUUAGCUUCGAGCAGCGCUGCAGCUGGUAUCUAUAUGAAUAGCCAUUACCGGAUGAAAUUCAAGCUGCUGCAUUACGGAAGGGUUUCUUCUUACAUGCCCAUUGUGCUUCUGCCGGCUGCUCUAUCUCUCAUUUUACACACCGAGGCUGUACUUCCCAAAUUAACGUUGGGCGUCUCAUGUCCCACUUGCAUUGAGUUGAGGGCCGCCUCUUUGCAAGCAGCCUUCGGCGGUAUUAUGCCACCUGUCCUGGGAGUUCUCUCCUCAGUGGCCCUAGCCGUUCAAUAUGGAACUUACAACGUUCCUUAUGUCACCAGAGAACCUUUGAAGGUGUUGCAGAUCGUAACCAAGAUGACCAAACCAAUAUCGACAACCAUAUUCGGUAUUAUAUUAGGACAGGCGGCUCUGGCGAUGGGCGUGACCUAUUUCGAGGCAAAAUCCGUGCACACGGUGAACAGGAAAUUGGACCAAUGGGAACGCGAGUUUGAGCAAAACGGAGAUAAAGCACCGCCCCUCUCCCCAUAGCACUCUUAACGUAAAAAGGUAUUUAUACAGUAGAAGUAAUUUAUUAUAAAAUAAUAAAACGUAAUUUAUUAAUAAAAUCGUGUGUUCGGUUUUUUUUUUAUCCAUACCAUCAUUUUCUCGCACAUUUUGAGAUCCUACUACACAUCGUAACACCCAAUUAUAAUCUAAUAUACAUAUCGUAUUUUUUUUUUGUCUACUUUUCUUUUAUUUAGUUUUUUUUUUGUUUGUCUUCUAAACUAAAAACAUCGAGAGAACAAUAAACAAUAAUAUAUAUGAAAUCGUUAAGAGUACACAGUAAUAUUUAAGGUUGAACAAUCAGUAUAACUAUUUUUUUUGUUUUGGAAAUUCGGUUUUCGAAGUCAAAAGGGAAACGUUUGUGUUUU